Pseudo-nitzschia multistriata is the source of this 1598-nucleotide messenger RNA. The record is from the annotation of a GenBank genome assembly. Lineage: Eukaryota; Bacillariophyta; Bacillariophyceae; Bacillariales; Bacillariaceae.
GUUCCCGUUCUUCGUGUCACGGGCGGAGUUUUGUUGCGGAUCUGAAGGAAGGGACGCGGAACUUUACGGUACUUUUCAUCCUUCCAACUCGAGAUCACGGAAACGUAGCCGUACCGUACGGUACUAUUGGAUGGUACUUUACCUACCGGUACUAUUAUAUUGGCACCCGACCGUGAACUGCUUUGUCCUCGGGUUGGAGCGGCACAAUACCGUACUGGACGAGUACCGUACGGCACCCUAGUCCUCCUCGAUCCAAUCCAGGCACCAGGUGACCGAUGGAUUCGAAGUUCCGGCUCGGUUCCGAGAAUCGAACCGGGCCUUCCCUCCACAACAGCGACCCCCCGAUGCGGGGCAUCCCCCCCGGAUUCCCGGAAGAUCCGAUCGAAGCCGCGGGUGGUACUCGUACUCCUGCUAACGGCAGUGCUCGUGCUCGCACCCGUACCGCGAUUGCGGAAAAGACCACAGCCGCCGUAGAAAUAGCGAACCAGGCACCGGGGGCGACGUGCACCAUGAGCGCUGCGCCGAGCGGAUUCGGGCGCAGACCGAGGCAAUGCUCUCCCUACUGCGACGAGGAGCUGCCCCCCGCAAAGACGAUGCGCGCCGGAGAAGGGCAGAGGCAGGCGGCCUUUUUCUUCGGCAACCCCUCCGGCGCCGGAACGAUCCACGAGAGCAAGCCAAACCCAAACGACCACAGCGGCGAUGCCUGGACCGAGGAGCAGCACAAGGACUUUGUGUCGGCCGUCUUCGAGAUCGGCCUGAGGAACGCCUCGCCGGCGGUCAUACUGGAGAACAUGACCCAGAAGGCCGAGACGAUCACCAGCGAGCGGGUCAAGAGCAAGCUGCAAAAGUACCGGAGCGAGAAGAACCGGCGCCGGUCGAGGGAGGACUUUCUGGCGAGCUACUCCUCGUUUCUGGAACGCGCCAGGUCUCUCCGGGCGGAGGAAGCCCCCUCGGAAGAACCCGGCGUUUCGGACGGCUCGCUGCCGACGCCGAUCGACCCCCUGCGGCAGUGGAUCCUGCGGGGCGCCACCGGGAGCGGCGGCCCGGGGGUCCUUCUGGGCGGCGACGCGGCGGGCUACCUCACCUACGCCGUCGCGAGGGAAGCCGCGGAGGAAGCCGCGCGGAACGACCCGGCGGGGGGGCCUCCCCCGUCGCCAUCCGGCGGGCCGGAGGAGAAAGGCCUCCCCUCCACGGCUACCCUCAAGAAGGGCGCCAGGGACUAUGCCGAGCGCUACGCGGGGUCCGCGAUCCGGUUCCCGGUCCUGACGGAGGCCGAGAAAAAGUCCUCGCUGGGGAUCGCCAUGACCUUCCUGGCGGGCCUCUUUCUGACCCUGUCCCAGCACCUGACCAGGGAGCGGGCCCGGGCGGAGACCAUUGGGCUCAAGCUCCCGGCUCCCUCCGGGGCGGGCACGCCCGAUGCCACGACCCGUUCCGCAACCCAUGCCACACAGACACAAGCGCCUUCCGGCGGCGGUCCCGGUGCCUCGGUGGCGGGCCCCACCCACCGGACCCACCCGCGAGGCCCCGUCCGCACCGAUGCCAGCUAGUGGUAGUUGGCCGUGGACCGCGGUCUCGCCCGGACCGAAGAAGACGAACAG